Protobothrops mucrosquamatus (brown spotted pit viper) is the source of this 1625-nucleotide messenger RNA. RefSeq names its product zinc finger protein 501-like. Gene Ontology annotation, biological process: negative regulation of transcription by RNA polymerase II; regulation of cytokine production; regulation of immune system process. Bases 1 to 1185 code for a protein of 394 amino acids. The record is from RefSeq and is a predicted model, not a curated record. NCBI's taxonomy places the organism in Eukaryota, Metazoa, Chordata, Lepidosauria, Squamata, Viperidae. The transcript has 2 exons.
AUGGAGGCCCCGGGGUCUCCGGGGGCGGGAGCAGCAGCGGCCCCCGCGGCACUUCAGGCGGGCAGCGGAGGCGGAGGGGAGUCCGGGGGAAGCGGCACCGGCUCGAGAGGCCUCCCCGAGGGGCCCCGCAGCUCCGAGGCCGAGCACCGGCGCUUCCGCAGCUGCCGCCCCCGGGAGGCCGAGGGGCCCCGGGCGCUUUGCAGCCGCCUUCACCGGCUGUGCCGCGGGUGGCUGCGGCCCGAGCGGAGCGGCAAAGCCGAGAUGCUGGACCGGGUGGUGCUGGAGCAGCUGCUGGCCCUGCUGCCCCCGGAGCUGGCGGGCUGGCUGCGGGAGUGCGGGGCGGAGAGCUGCGCCCAGGCGGUGGCCCUGGCCGAGGGCUUCCUGCUCGGCCCGCCGCCCUCCUCCGCCCCCCGGGAGCCCCCCGGAGAGGGCCGGCAGAGGUUUUUUGACAACAGUGACCUUAUUCGACAUCAAAAGAUACACACAGUAGAUAAACUGUAUAAAUGCUUGGAAUGUGGAAAGAGCUUCGCUCAGAAAGGAAAACUUAAUUCUCAUAAAAGGAUCCACACAGGAGAGAGACCAUAUAAAUGCAUGGAGUGUGGAAAGAGCUUUAUUGACAAUUGUGAGCUUACCUUCCACCAAAGGAUACACACGGGGCAAAGACCAUAUAAAUGCCUGGAGUGUGGAAAAAGCUUUUGUCGGAACACAGAACUUAUUCAUCAUAAGAGGAUCCACACCGGGGAGAAACCAUAUAAAUGCAUGGAGUGUGGAAAGCAAUUUACUCAGAAAGGACAUCUUAUUCAUCAUAAAAGAAUCCAUACAGGGGAGAAACCGUAUCAAUGUUUAACGUGUGGAAAGAGCUUUGCUCAGAAAGGACAACUUAAUUCUCAUGAGAGAAUCCACACAGGGGAAAGACCGUAUAAAUGCUUGGAGUGUGGAAAAAGCUUUCAUUGGAGCACAGAACUUAUUCAUCAUGAAAGGAUCCACACUGGGGAGAGACCAUACAAGUGCAUGGAGUGUGGAAAACAAUUUACUCAGAAAGGUCAUCUUAUUACUCAUGAAAGAAUCCAUACAGGAGAAAAACCAUAUAAAUGCAUAGAGUGUGGAAAAAGCUUUGCCCGGACAGGACAACUUAAUGCUCAUAAAAGGACCCACACAGAAGUGAGCCCAUAUGAAUCCGUGUAGUGUGGAGAAAACUCUUAACAAUCAUAAGAAAUUUACUCAUGAAGGAAUCCAAACUGGGGAAAAUCCAUAUAAAUGUAUGGAGUGUGGAAAGAGCUUUGCUUGGAAAGGACAACAUAAAUCUCAUAAAAAUAUGCCCACAGAAGAAACCUUAUAAAUCUAUGGAGUGAGCUUCAUUACUCAUCAAAGAAUCCAGAAAUGAGAGUGAAGCUUACUAUUGCAUAGAACAUUAAAAGAUCUUCCGUUGGAUCUUAAUUGUGAUCCUGUGAGGAUUUUCUUGAUUUCCAAGGAGUGGACACAAUACAGCACAGCAUUAGCAAAUCUGUUCACCGUGUUUCAUAGUGGCAAAUCCCUUUCCCCAAAACAGGCUAUUGCUCUUCACUCUACCUUUCUGAACCUUGCAAGCUGAGAUUGCCACCAAAAUACGUCUUUAAUACUGAGUC